AAAACUAAUUCUAUUCUUUUACGUGAUAAAAAAAUAUAAUUAACAAAAAAGAACUAUUUCAAAUCUUGAAAUUUAGUGUAUUACCUCACAACCUUAACCUUAAUUUAAAAUUAAAAGGCUAGAACGAAUAAUAGAAAAAAGAAAACCUAACCUUCACACUCCUUUGUUAUUAAACCUAUAACCACAAUAAUUUAAUUAAAAUAUUUGAAAGCAAUUGUUUUGGUACAAAUUUGAGAGUAAUUUAAUUCGGAAUCGUAAAAAAAAAAAAUACGAAACUGCAUUACUUUUUUCUAAAUAUGCAUUUCAUUGAAAGUAUUGACUUUUUUUAAAAAAAUAUAUCUUGAUACACAUAAAACAUUUUAUAAUUAUUUAACUCAAUUUUCUCUUACUUUUUUUGGUAAAAAAAGAUAAAAUUUUACUUUUUUAUAAUUAUUUUAUUUUUAUAAUAUAUAUUAAAUAUAAAUGUGUCACCGUAUUAUUUUUUUAAUUUUUAGUUAGUGUCUUUGGAACAAUAAUUAACAGUUUUUCUUUAAAUUAGUGGAAGAAAAAAAUUUAAAACAUUUGCAGUUCUAUUUUUUUUUUCUUUCUGAAUUUUCUCUUUCUUCCACGCUCCUCCCUCUUGUCUCCUUUGAAACGUACCAAUAAGACAAUUUUGUAUCGCACCUUUUUUUAGAUGUUGUUAAUAAUGCGCGAAACAUUCAAGGGAUUCUGAAUCGUAAUAAUUUGAAUCCUUAAAGGGCGUUUUAUUCCAAAUAAAUCCCAAAUUACUUUAUCACCCUCACCAGGCAAGACGAUAACAACUGCUUAUUCAUUUCCACUCGUCUAAGAAAUGCUCAAGAUAUUCCUUCAAUUUUCUUCUUUUUCUUUUCUUCAUUAUACUCUUUUACUUUUUAUCUUCUGCUUUUCUUUCCCAAUAUCUCUGAAUCAAUUCCAUCUGUGCAUGCCAAGUUCCAUUCACAGGAUUCCUAGUCAUUUGUGAAACAAACUAAAGUUCCUUUGAUAGCCAUUUAUUUUAAAGUAUACUAUUUGCUCAUGGUUCCAUAGAAAAGAUGACAAAUCAUCACUCAAGAAAAGCAAUCAAGUUUUUUGGAAAACUAAUCGGUCCUGAAAAUGUUGAAGAGCUCCAAAGAACCAGAUCAGAUAUUGAAACUAAUAUUUCUGGGAUAUUGAAAUUUAUUAAGAACGAAAGUCUUAAUACAGAAGAUGGAAAUCUCAAACAUUCCACAAACUGGACAGAAUUUAAGGGGUUGAUAGAAGACUUAUGCAAGAAUCAUCAAUCAAUGUAUGCCUUGUAUGAUCGUAUUACUGAAGAGUUUGAGAAAUCCGUUUCUCGUAAAAGAAAAGUGUCCUCAUCUGACUCUGAAUCUGAAUACUUUUCUUCAGAAGAAGUAGAUGGUUAUAGAAGAAGGUCAGAAAAAGAACAUUAUUAUAUAUCUGAUUUUGAAACUCCUAGACAAUUUUUCGAUAAAGGUGAUGGUACAGAUGAGACUACUAAUGCUGAAGCACAAAAAACUGAAGAACAGUUAACUUUGCUAAUGCAAGAGGUUGAGAGCUUGAGCAAACAAAAAAGUGAUCUAAAACAAGAGGUUGAAAACCAAACACAUGAAGUUAAACAUCUGACCGCGAAGAACACUGAGUUGAAUGAUGAAAUACUCGAACUUGAUUCGUUGUUGAAAAAGGAGAAAGAUAAGGUGUUCGAUUUGCAGGCACAAUUAAAUGACAAUGAGAACCAAGAAAAGCCCAAUAUUGCAGAUUUGAUGGCAAAGAUUUGUGAGUUGGAACAGGAGAUCAAGUCCUUGCAGACACAGAAAGAUGAAAUGGAAGAAAAAUUAAAAUGUGAGCAAAGUGAAGCAUCAACCCAAAGAGAAGAUUUGAUGGAUAAACUUGACAUGGUACAACAAAGGUUGAAUUUCAUGGAAACUGUGAACAAAGAAGUAGAAGCCAAGAUGGAAAGCCAAAGGGAGCAAAUUUAUCAAGAUUCUACUGAGAUAAACAAUCUAAAGGACAAUUUAACUAAUAUGAGAUUGGUUGAGAAACAUAUGGUGGCAGAGAAAAAUAGGCUUCUUUAUAGGCUUAGGGAUCUAGAACUAAAUUUGGAAAGUCAAAUGAGUCAGAAAAGUGAAUUGGAAGAAAAAUUAAGAGACAAGAAUUAUGAGAUUAAAGAACUUACAGAGGAAAAUAAGGUCUUCCAAGAAAGAAACCAUGAACUGAGAACAACAAUGACGCAAAAGGGGGAAGAGUUAUCUAAUUUUGUGAGAGAACAUGAAAACCAUGAAAAUGGAGCUUCCAUGGAAGUUAUGACUUUAAAAGCAAAACUUAAUGAAAUGAGAUUAGAGUUGGACACUAUGCACGAACAGAAGAACAAACUGGAGCAACAGAUCGAACGAAGUCAAAAAGAAUAUGUUGAAAGCCUAACAAGGAUGGAAAAUCUGAAUGCCAAGUUGGCAACCCAAAUAGGAGAUCAAGAGAAAAUGAUUGAACAACUCAGUGAGGAGAACAAACAAGCUAAAGUUGUGUUUAGUAAAUUGAAGACUGUUCAGGUAACUGCGGAAAGGAAAAUCAAUGAAUUGGCAGAAGAGUUUCGAAGGAAAAUGGAAGACAACAUCAAGUUGUUGCACCAGAGGAUCCAUGUUGCAGAACAACUGAAUAACGAAAAUAAGUACAGUUACAAAAUAACAAAACAAAGGUACGAGGAAGAGUACAAAGAUAUAGGAAAGAAAAUUGCUCAUUAUAAAGAUGAAAAACCAACACGCAUUCCAAAUGGGUUUGAAUUUAUUGCACUAAAUGGAUUAGAUUUAGCAAUUGAAAAUCUGGAAGAGUAUGCAACUCGUGUGACUAAGAUGAUGUGUGAGGUUAAGUUUAUGAUGGAUCGGAUGAGGGAAAAGAAUGAGGAGGUGAAAGAAAUGAGAGACAAUGUGGAUUACUUUAGGGAAUUGUUGGAUAAAAAGGAAGAACAAGAAUUGUUGUUAAGGGAGAAUUUGUGGAUAUUGGAGGCAGAGGUGAGCAAGGAAGGAGGAGAUAAGUUGAACCUAAGAAAAGAAGUGAGUCAAUUGGAGAAGAAGGUGGGAAAAUUAGAAAAGAGUGUGAAAAAGAAGGAAGAAGAUUUAGUUAACCUUGGGGAGAAGAAAAGGGAAGCAAUAAGGCAACUUUGUUUUGUGAUUGAGUUUCAUAGAGAUCGUUGUAACUAUAUAAAGGAUAUGGCUACAAAAAAUAGGCUCAGUAACGUUACAUCAAAAAAUUAAGACUACUUGUAUAUUGAAUUUUAUACUUAACUUCUUUUUUUGUUUCACACAAUUUUAAUAGUAUAGUAAGAAUUUGUUAAGUUGUACUUU
Messenger RNA from Vigna angularis (adzuki bean), 3332 nucleotides. Its product is annotated as COP1-interactive protein 1. The record is from RefSeq and is a predicted model, not a curated record. The transcript is spliced from 3 exons. Bases 1050 to 3242 code for a protein of 730 amino acids. Lineage: Eukaryota; Viridiplantae; Streptophyta; Magnoliopsida; Fabales; Fabaceae.